AUGGCGACUGUAGAUGAAGGAACCGCGCCAAACGCAACUGUCUAUGAUACUGACUGCAGCGACAUCAAGGCCAGGAACUUGUCCGAGCGCAUCAAGAUCCCCCAGCUCAUCGAAGCACUGCGCGAGAUCUUUGAAGAAUAUGGAACCAUUGUCGACAUUGUCGCCAAGUCAAGCUUGAAGCGCAAGGGACAGGCUUUCAUCGUAUUCGACAGCGUCCAGUCAGCCGAGAACGCCAUAGACGAAGUCAACGGAUUCGAGUUAUUCGGCCAGUCCAUGUCCCUCGAUUUCGCCCGGACCAGGAGUGACGCGACAGUACAAAGAGAAGGAACCUCUGAAGAACNNUUGAACAGCACAAGCGCCACCGCAAGGCCGAGAAGGGUGGAGCGCAAGCAAGCCCUCGAAGCAGCCGAGGCAGCCAAAAACCUCAAACGACCAGCACCAGGUGCACCAGAGCCAGAAGCUGCUGCUCAGCGCGCGCCAAAGACGGCACGUGGAGCAGGUCUCAAAGGAACAUCAGGUGCCGGCGCUGGAGUCGUGCCCGACGAAUACCUACCACCCAACAAGAUUCUGUUCAUCAGACAAGUACCCGAGGAUUACGGAGUCGAUGCUCUCACAGCCAUCUUCUCGCGCUUUGCAGGCUUCAAGGAGGUCCGUACUGUGCCUGGUCGCAAGGGCAUUGCGUUCGUCGAGUACGAAGCCGAGGACGGGGCUAUCAGUGCCAAAGAGGCCACGGCAGGCAUGUCGCUGGGUGACAACACCAUCAGAGUCACGUUCCAGCGCCAGUAA
Messenger RNA from Aureobasidium uvarum, 786 nucleotides. The record is from the annotation of a GenBank genome assembly. NCBI's taxonomy places the organism in Eukaryota, Fungi, Ascomycota, Dothideomycetes, Dothideales, Saccotheciaceae.